Molecule: messenger RNA, 1656 nt
Organism: Colletotrichum karsti
Lineage: Eukaryota; Fungi; Ascomycota; Sordariomycetes; Glomerellales; Glomerellaceae
Exons: 3
Coding region: 1-1656 (551 amino acids)
Source: RefSeq, a predicted model, not a curated record
AUGCGGGUUUCGACGGCCUCAGUGGCAUUUUGCGUUGUUGGUCUGGCGGUUGGGGAUGAUGCCGCACAGCGAAUUCUCAACAGUGACGACCGCGGGUAUGACGAAGAUCCGCGCGUCGUCUCACCGGAUCUCGAUGCCUUCAUUGAGGAUUUGAUGGGAGAAUGGCAUGUACCAGGAGUCGCUGUGUCAAUCGUGGAUGCGGAGAAGACUUGGGCGAAGGGCUACGGCUAUGCCGUUCUAAACUCGACUCCUAUCACACCCCAUACCCUGUUCUAUACCGGCAGCACCACCAAGUCCUUCACAGCCGCCGGAAUCUCACUCCUGAUCGACAAUGCCAGCGCGUACAACGACCUCAGCUGGCAGACACCCGUGUCUAGCGUUCUCAGCGACUUCGUUCUCAGCGAUGAGUGGGCGACGGAACACAUCACUCUCGAAGACGCCCUCAGUCACAGGACAGGCUACCCGCGCCACGACUUCGCCUCGACGGCCACCACUGCGGAGGAAAUGGUACGGAAUCUGCGAAAUCUGCCCAUGACUGCUGAGCCACGGGCAAAGUAUCAGUAUUCCAACAAAAUGUUCGGUGUCAUGGGUUACCUCAUCGAAACCCUCACCGGGUCGUGGUUGGGCGACUUCCUCCGGGAGCACUUGUGGGAGCCGAUGGGAAUGAACGAGACGUAUUUCUCCCUCGAGGAUGCGGAGAAAAGUGAAUUGCUCCUCGCCGACGAGUACUAUUAUGACUCCGAUAGCGCGGCGUUCAUCCAGGUCCCCCAUGAACCCUGGGCAGCCGAAGAAGGUGCCGGCUCAAUCAUUUCGACUGUGCUUGAUUACGCCAAGUAUCUACGCACCAUGAUGAACGAGGAGGCGCCGAUGUCGAAGGAGGGCCAUCGGGAGUUGAAGACGCCGCGGAGCUUCUCGAGCAUGUCGAACCCGCCUUUUCUCGGCCCAGUCACUUACGCGAAUGGCUGGAACCAGGGUAUUUUUGAAGGCGAGAGGGCUUUCUUUCACUUUGGGCAGGUCACGAUGUUCGUUUCUAUAAUGAUCAUGGUACCCUCAAAACACCUUGCGGUGACGGUCAUGUCGAACACAGAAUCGCCCUUGCCGGAACUGAUUGCCCACCACAUAUUGUAUGAACAUCUCGGGGUCCCAACAGCCAAAAGAUAUGACCCGAAUGAGAAAUACAAAUCCGACCGAAAAGCUCAGCAUCAGUACCUCAAGCAUUGUGUUGAGCACAUCUACCCCUCGGUACCCGACCCACCUCUUCUACCAACGCUCCCAUUGUCGGGUCAUCUAGGAGAGUAUCACGAUCCGGGCUACGGAACGUUGAAAAUCCAUCUAUUUUGCGACGACUCAGACUCCACGUUACUCGGACAUCAGGGCAGCAAUGCCGAAAAAUGCCGACUUCGUGUCCUUGGUGUGGGAGGGGCUGGCUUUGAGUACCUCAAUCCGGUUGUGUAUCUCGAGCCGAAAUCUGGCAAUUUCUGGGUUGGCCGAGAAUAUCUCGAAUUGGGGAAGGGUAAGCGCACCCAGACACCAUUCGCGUGCAUGCGUGCGGAAUUUAAGGUUGGUAUUACUGGCUCAGUCACGUAUUUUGGGUUAGAUGUCAGAAUGGAGGGUGAAGAUGGGCCGUUGGUCUGGUUUGAGAGGGUUAGAAAGUGA